This is a messenger RNA of Carica papaya (papaya), 1029 nucleotides long. Lineage: Eukaryota; Viridiplantae; Streptophyta; Magnoliopsida; Brassicales; Caricaceae. The record is from RefSeq and is a predicted model, not a curated record.
UAUUUUUAAAGAUAACUUUGUUAUGAUGUGAUAAAAUUUGUUGAAUUAGGUUGGCAAUUAUUAAACUUGAUUUAUUAAUUUUUCUUUAACGGGCCGGGUCAGUAUCCGGAUCCAUUUAUCACAUUGACCGAAAAAGUUCGGUCUGGGCAGUCUCACUAUAAUAUACAUAAGUUCAGCCCUAUUGCAUACAUGAGGAAGCAGAAUUCAUGAGCUACAUAAAACGGUGCGUUUAGAAAAAGAGGAACUAACUCGAGCUAAGCGCGCACCAAGCGUACGUUAGUAACAAAGAUAGAGAGAAACGGUUCUUUUUUUUUUUUUCGGUGGAGAAACUGAGACUCGACUGAGGUAAGGAGGCGGACAUUUCUAAGCUCUCUCUCUAUCUGCCCCUCAACUGCUUAGCUGACAAUCAUUUAUAAAUCUUCUUCCUUCUCUUUUCUCGAAUUUGCCACCCAAAUUUUUUCUCCAUAUACAAAAUUUCUCCUCUCUUUUCCUCUUCCAUUAACAAAUCUCUCUCACUCGCAUUUCUUUCAUUUAAUUGCCUUCAACCUCUCUCGUUUUCUCUCAAUGGAGUCCUCCGCUGUUCUACGAUUCGCUCACUGUUCUGCUUUACAUGCACAACACAUGGUUGAGAAGCCUAGUAAGGUUCAUAUUUGUAACGGCAGCUGGCCAGUGUCAGGUACUUCAUACAUCCAAGGCUUGACAGUUGGCAAAAAGCUCACCUCUUCUCCAAUAAAGAGAAACACAACAGUAAAAUUGUGUGCAAAGACAUCUGACACUGCAGUAACAGCUAAAUCUGAUGUUUCAUUAGAAAGCACCAAGCCGGUUCCAAAGGAGAAAAAACCUCUGCAGCGUGCAACUUUUCCAAAUGGAUUUGAGGCACUGGUACUAGACGUAUGUGAUGAGACAGAGAUUGCUGAGCUGAAACUUAAGGUAGAUUUCUACUGCCUAAGUAAGCCACUUAUUUGUUGUUGCAAAUCUCAUCCUUACUUCUCUAGUAUAUCCUUUCAGGAAAAUGGUUUGAAUUGUUGA